Drosophila erecta is the source of this 6001-nucleotide messenger RNA. RefSeq names its product mitogen-activated protein kinase kinase kinase. The transcript is spliced from 10 exons. Gene Ontology annotation, biological process: protein phosphorylation. The coding region runs from base 463 to 3900 and encodes 1145 amino acids. Gene Ontology annotation, molecular function: JUN kinase kinase kinase activity; protein binding; ATP binding. The record is from RefSeq and is a predicted model, not a curated record. NCBI's taxonomy places the organism in Eukaryota, Metazoa, Arthropoda, Insecta, Diptera, Drosophilidae.
UUUUUUUUUUUUAAUACAUAUGUGUUUCAAAAACAUAUGCAGAAUCGGGCAAAUAAAACGGAUAUAACCGAUUGCACGGGAUCAAGGAUAGUUCAAAUUAGCCGACAACGUUGACGGCGACUGCGACUGCGAGAGAGCGACCAUGGUGUGCAGCGCGUGUGCGUGUGUGUGUGUUUUGUACCGUGUUGUCUGAUUGUGUGCCGUUGUUGUUGUUGUUGUUCUUGCUGUUGCUGUUGUGCGUGUGGUCGACGAACGGAUAGUGGGACACAACGGCAGUGGACAAUCCGGUGGCGGAGCGAUCCGGUGGGCAGGAGGUCAGGAUUAGGCGCAACAUCCUUACCCCGAAACAAUAGCAAGUUGAAACGAGGGAAGAAGGCAAGAGAAAACAACAAAAACGGAGAAGCAGAAAACAAAAACAAAGAAGUGGUUCGGUGUUUCCAUGUCGCCAACUGUGGACCUUUGAUGCCCUCGCAGGUCGCCCGAGGACUGGACACCACCAACAUGCUGCCGAUCAGCGAGGAGCAGCAGCUGCAACAGCAGCAGCAGUUGGAGCAACUGCAUCAUCAGCAGAUACCAGAGAUUCCAAUACCAGAUCUAGAUCAAGUCGAGACCCAGGUGGGCGAUGGCAGCCUGUGGACCGCUCUGUAUGACUACGAUGCCCAGGGCGAGGAUGAGCUGACCCUGCGGCGCGGCGAAAUCGUGGUGGUCCUCUCCACGGACAGCGAAGUAUCUGGCGAUGUGGGCUGGUGGACCGGCAAGAUUGGAGAUAAGGUCGGUGUCUUCCCCAAGGACUUUGUCACCGAUGAGGACCCACUGCAAUUGAAUGUCUCGUCCGCCAUUGGUGACAUCCAGCCGCAUGAGAUCGAGUACAAUGAGCUGGACAUCAAGGAAGUCAUCGGUUCCGGCGGCUUUUGCAAAGUCCAUCGUGGCUUCUACGAUGGCGAAGAGGUAGCCAUCAAAAUUGCCCAUCAAACGGGCGAGGAUGAUAUGCAAAGGAUGCGGGAUAAUGUCCUGCAGGAGGCCAAACUAUUUUGGGCCCUCAAGCACGAAAACAUAGCAGCCUUGCGAGGAGUAUGUCUGAAUACCAAACUCUGUCUGGUGAUGGAGUACGCCAGGGGAGGAAGUCUUAAUCGCAUACUAGCCGGCAAGAUACCACCCGAUGUCCUAGUCAACUGGGCCAUUCAAAUAGCCAGGGGCAUGAACUAUCUGCACAAUGAGGCGCCCAUGUCGAUCAUACAUCGCGACCUCAAGUCCUCCAAUGUGCUGAUCUACGAGGCAAUCGAGGGCAAUCAUCUGCAGCAGAAGACGCUCAAGAUCACGGAUUUCGGUUUGGCCAGGGAGAUGUACAACACGCAAAGGAUGAGUGCCGCGGGCACAUACGCUUGGAUGCCACCGGAGGUCAUCAGCGUCAGCACCUAUUCCAAAUUCUCCGAUGUUUGGAGCUACGGUGUGUUGCUGUGGGAACUAAUAACGGGCGAGACGCCGUACAAGGGCUUUGACCCGUUGUCCGUGGCCUACGGCGUGGCUGUCAAUACGCUGACCUUGCCCAUACCAAAAACCUGCCCAGAGACCUGGGGAGCCCUGAUGAAAAGCUGCUGGCAAACUGAUCCGCACAAGCGACCUGGCUUCAAGGAGAUUCUCAAACAGCUGGAGAGCAUCGCCUGCUCCAAGUUCACCCUGACGCCCCAGGAGUCUUUCCACUACAUGCAGGAGUGCUGGAGAAAGGAGAUCGCGGGUGUGCUACAUGACUUGCGCGAAAAAGAAAAGGAACUGCGCAACAAGGAGGAGCAGCUGCUCAGAGUGCAGAACGAGCAGCGCGAGAAGGCGACUCUUCUGAAAAUCCGGGAACAGAACCUGCGCGAGCGUGAAAUGGUGCUGAUCGAACGGGAGCUGGUCAUGAUGCAACCGGUGCCAUCGAAACGCAAGCACAAAAAGGGCAAAAAGAACAAACCGCUGCAGAUAUCGCUGCCCACGGGCUUCCGGCACACGAUUACGGCCGUACGCGACAAGGCGGAGCAGCCUGGAUCACCUUCCUUCUCCGGACUGCGCAUCGUGGCACGAUACCAGGGCAAUAGCAAGAUGGAUGACUGGCGUCCGGGGGCCACCAACAUGCCGAUUAUGUCGCCAUCGCCGUAUCUGCUCAGCCGUUUCACCAGCAACGUACCCCUGCCGACGCUCUACGCCGGCGACUCUGCGCGGAAGCCGAAGCUCUCCGUGAUCGAACUGCUGCUGUACAACAUGGCCUCCCUGCUGGCGGGAGUGGCGGCCGGAUACGAUGUCCGGAUGUCGAACGUGUCGCCAGUGCAUCCCACUUUGCUGAGCGAAGUGCCUGCCCUGAAAGCGGCACCGAAAGCAGCAAUCACCGGUCCGGAGGAGGUGGAGUCGCAGCCGGAGCAGACGCUGGAGCUGCAGGUGGAUGCGGCACUGAAACAGCAGGAGGGCGAACAGCAGGAUCUGAGGGAAAGCACGCCCCGGAAGAUGGCCACACAAGCCAGAUUUGCUGGCAUUGAAGCUCCGGUCAGCAAAUCGCAGCCCACAUCCCUGGCCCGGCGAAUCGGUGGCAGCCAGCCAUACUACACACCUGUGCAGCGGACACCACAGCAUCAGUUGCACCACCACCAGCAGCAGCAGCAGCACCACCACCACCAGCUCCUCCACCAACACCCACACCAACCACAGCCAGUGCCAUCGGCCGUAGUGACAACAGUAGCGCCAUCACAACCACCAGCCGUGGUGAGUGCACUCUACGCCGGAACCCAGCCACCGACGCCAUCGCCACGCCGUAAACUGAGCAACAGCAGCUUUGGCAACGCCAAUCCGCAAGCGGAUGCCUUCGAGGAGUUCCGUGUGGGCGGUGGCAUCGGUCCACCGCCACUUUAUGCGCCAGCCGAUUACCUGAGAAACGGACCCAGUUACUCCAACGAUGGCGGAAACUACCGAAAUGGUUACUUUGGUUCCAAUUACUUUCCAUACCGGCCGGAGUUGAACUACAGCUACGAGCGUGACUGCAAGUCGUACCCGGACUAUUCCUACGACUAUAACCAUCGGCUGCCGGACUACUACGAUUACCAGUACGAGGCGCCAGUGGUGCCGCUGCCCGUGACCGUUCCCUGUCCGGUGAGCCAGACCCGUACACCACCGCCCCGGGUUCCACAAAUGGGCGUCAGUGCGGCCGGACACCGACGCACUCCCUCGACCGUUUCGAAUAAUUCAAACGUCCUUCUGGAGCACGAAGAGCUGCUGUGCUACGACUACAACAAUCUCAAUCUGAAUGCGGAGUACGAGAGGGAACGCGAGCGGGAGCGGGAGCGCGAGCGCGAGCUUGAGCUUGAGCAAGUGCCUCCACCCACAAAGCAGGAGCUGUACGCCGGAUCACCGAAGCUGCUAAACCGCCUCAUCCACAGUCCGCUGCCGAUGACCAAGAGCAAAUAUGCCACGGCGGCAGUGACGCGACCGGCCAGUCUGCCCUUCGAGCAGCAUGCGCUUUCGCUGGGCUACCAGCAAUCAGGUGCGGGUUCGGUGGUGGCUGCGCUGCCACCACCGCUGGCCGGCCAGUCCAAGCUGCGCAGCUCGCUGAAGAAGUACAAUGGUGGGAAUGGCGGCAAUGGUUCCACAUCCUCGCAGCAGGGCACACCCACUAAUCCCACGCCGCCGGACUCGUUGACCAGCGAUGAUAGCUCCUAUUUGAGUGCCAAAGAGGGUUCCAUUGGCUCCCAGCACAGUCGGGUGCGCUUCAGUCCGGAGGCCUAUCUGGACGCCAAUCCGCUGCCCGCCCUGGGACGCAGGAUGACGGCUCCGGCGAUGCAGCUCCCACAUCAGCAGCAGCAUCAGCAGCAGCACAGACGCCAGCGACAGGCCUCCAAUGGCAGCACUCCGUCGCCAUCGGCCUCGUCCUCCUAGCAGUCGCGCCUGGCGCUAACCUUGCAGUUGGCGCGCAGUCCGGGUGCGGACAUAGGGACCGGCGGAGGAGCGGCUGGCCUGGCGCUGCACCAGCAGCGGGUUCCCUAUCGCUGGUACUCGGGAGCCCGGCGAUCUCGAUCGGCGCACUAUGAGUACCGCUUGUGAGCGAGCAGGACAGGCUCAUCUAGGCGUGCGAAUAAGAGGGCGAUAGCCAUAGCAGCCGGAAGAUCCAGGUGGCGAUAACUGGCUGAAUGUAAUUAAUCAUCUACAGGAAAAGCAAUGGGCGAAAUUACCAAAUAUGAAAAGCCGCAGAGAAACACAAUAUCAGUGGUCGAGAAAUCGCAGAUAAAUCAAAUGGUUUUCAGGAAGAUAGAACAUACAUACAUAUAUCAAAAUAAGAGUGCGAAUGCAAUUCCAGAUACUAUAGAUUGCUGCAGAAUUUAAAAUCUAAGCAGCGCUACAUACAAGUAGUUACCACGUUGUUCAACCCAAGUAAAUAAUAAACUUCGAUGUUACUGUUAGCCAGCAGAUGGACGGGAGAUCCAUAAAGAUCCUCCACUCUCCUGAACGCCGUCUGCCGAGGAUUCAGAGUGCUCCAUGGACAGACACACAUAGACCCACUUGUGCAGCCCCGACUUGUGCGAUUUGCCUUAAAAGUAGAGUGAAGACUUCACUAGUUUUGCCUGAUGCCGGAUUCCAAAACCAAAUAGAACACUUAUCCUAACGAAUCCCAAUCCCUCGACUAAGAUUAGCAAUUCAAGUGGCGCAGCAGCCGUUUCACAUGGCUGAUGUGCUCCCAUUUAUGUAUUAUACACCUAGAUAUAUUCAGGAAGGCCUCCACUUGCGUUCUCCGAUUUCUGAUUUCUGAUUCAGAUUAAGUGCCGCCAGCCAGCCAACUAGCAAGCCAUCAACAACAAUAAUAAUUAGUAAUACUUUGUAAUUCCGAGGACACCACAUCCCGAUCAAGACACACGCCAGCCGUAAGCCGUAAGCCGUAAGCCGUAAGCUCCAUUUUAAGUCUGACAAAAUGUUUAUAUAUUCAUAUAUAUAGUUAUAGACACCUAGAUAUAGGCCGAUAUAGACCGAUAUAGACGCGUUAACCCACAAAACCACUAGCUCUGAAUUGAAUACCAGUUUAACUCGAUCGAUUUACAACUACUUAUAAUGGAUAUAUACGAGUAUAUACACACAUAUACAUAUAUUGAACACAUAACGAGCAUAUUGCUGAUGUUUUUCCAAAUACUGAAUAGCUAUGAUAAACGAUAUAAAGGCGAUGAAUUUGACUACCUUGCAUAUAGGCCACGUACAUAGAUACUUAAUAUGUAAUCAUGUUUGUUUUCGAGUUCUUUUGGAAAUAUAUCUAGAUACUCCGCUGUUCUAUUUAUGCUAUGCUUUCAGGUUUCGGAUUGAAGUUGUUCGAACUCGUUUGAAACAGUGUCUUCAACACGAAACGUGGAACACCUUAGAUAGUACCGUGUAUAUCUUUAGAUAUUUGUGGAAUACCUCGGACAUCAUCCGAUCGCAGCAUGCACAAAUAGCAUCCUUUGACUUUCAAGCAACUGAAUUGCAUUGAAGAUUUCGUUACUCGACUCGUUUGCCACUCGAGCAACUCCCGCAUCUCUAGGCCACAUUGAAAAUGAGCGGGUGGCAAAUGGGCCUCCUCAUGCGUACAUAUAUGUAUCAGUUAAUAACUAUAAUUUAGACAAAUUGUUGUUUAUGCUCACACAGAACUUCGGACAAAAAUAGGAACCGAUUGACCAGAAACCAAGCAAUAUAGCCACUCAUAGGCCCGAAAAAAGGAAACCAGUUAACCUUAACAUUUACCCACUAGCUUAAUUGCAUUUGCCUGCAUUAUUUAUUAAUUAGACGGAGGGCCUGAGUUCUUUGGUUUAUUUGUAUUGCUGCUUAAUUGCCUUUGAAUUAGCAAGCGGGAAAAUUGUAUUGAAAUCGAACUGAAUUAAGGGGGGCGAAAAGUUCGAUUGUAGGGGGUAAGGUGGAAAGGACUCACAAAUAUGCAAUAACAAAAUGCUGCUUGUGACUUAUGUUAUGUACAAAUUAGCAAUUAACAAUUGACGAUUCAUUUAAAUCAUUCAGAGACCAA